CACUUUUUUUCUUCAUUCUUUUCGGCUUGCUGGUUCGGGGUUCCUGCAGUCUGUUACUGUUAGAUUUUGACAUACUCCAGUUGAGUAGUCUUUUCUAUUUUUAUUUUUCGUUUCUUAAAGAAGCUUAAGUGUGUUCAUUCUCUUCACAUCGUUCUUUUCCGGCCGGUUAGUUCGAAUAUCCGAUACCACAUCCAUCCAUUCAUCAUGAAGGUCACGAACACCGCCGCCACCAUGGCGGCGUACAUCCUCUGCUGCCAAGACUUGGCAUCGGCUGGACCCGUGCAACGACCACAGAAGCGCGGAGCGCUAGACGAGCUUUUCCAGAUCACGACGCUUGGCGGUAUGACGUUUAAGAUUCAUCAAGUCCCGAAUAAAAAAUACUACGGCCAGCGGAAAGGUAGAGGUUCAAUGGCUAUCGCGAGAGCGUACUCGAAGUUUGGCGCUACGGUGUCGGAUGAUUUGCUUGCGCAAAUAGAGGAGAUUUUGAAGGAAUUGGGUCUGUUGGGGAAUAAUGGCGCUGGGAAUAGUACGACUAAUGAUCCCCAAGGCGAGGUGGCGGCGAACCCGCAGAUGUUCGAUUCGGAAUACCUCUGCCCAGUUCAAAUUGGUACCCCGCCGCAGACGUUGAACUUGGAUUUCGAUACUGGUUCAUCUGACCUAUGGGUUUUCAGUUCUGAGACUCCGGCGAACCAGGUUAUGGGUCAGGAUGCUUUUGACAUUGGACAGAGCUCAACAGCUCAGCUACAAACAGGAGAAUUAUGGUCUAUCAGUUACGGCGACGGCAGUAGUUCUAGUGGUAAUGUAUACUUGGACACGGUAUCAGUCGGCGGAGUCACAGUAGAACAACAGGCAGUCGAGUCUGCCAAAAACGUCUCGGUUUCGUUUACGCAACGACCAGACACAGAUGGACUGCUAGGAUUGGCUUUCGGGUCUAUUAACACGGUCCGCCCGACGCAGCAGAAGACGUUCUUCGAAAACGCCAUACCGGAUCUCGCUACACCCCUGUUUACAGCUAACCUGAAGAAAGAGGAACCGGGCAAUUACAACUUCGGCUUCAUCGACCAGACCGAGUACACCGGCGACAUCACCUUCGUGCCCAUCAACUCUACAAACGGAUUCUGGCAAUUCACCUCGCAAGGGUACUCCAUUGCCGGCGGAGCCGCCGUCUCCGCGCCUCACCAAGCGAUCGCAGACACCGGCACCACCCUCAUGCUCGUCCCGCAAGCUAUCGCCGAUGCGUACUAUGCGCAAGUCCAAGGCGCCGUCAACGAUGUGCGAAAUGCGGGUGGAUAUAUCUUCCCUUGCAGCGCGACGUUACCCGAUUACACGGCUAUCAUUGGAGACCACCAGGGUGUGAUCCCGGGUGAUUUCAUUAAAUUCGCUCCUGUAGAUGGAGACACGUUUGAAGAUGCGACUACAUGCUUCGGGGGAAUCCAAGCGUCGCCGCAGAACUUUGGACUGGCGAUCUAUGGAGAUAUCUUUUUAAAGGCGCAGUUUGUAGUAUUCCAUGGUGGGAACCAGCAAUUGGGAUUUGCUAAUAAACCCCUAUGAAGAUACUCGGGGUAUGAGAUGGUUGGGAAUUUUGUUUAUUGCAUGAUUUGAUUUGGGAUUUAGACCUGCCUUUGAGAAGUAGAAGUUAGAGGUCUUGUAUAUGAAUUUGUUUUGCGAAUUGAAGCUAUAAUAGUAGCGCGUGCUAUUAUUAGAAUUAAGGGUCGAGAUGUUACUGAUUUGAAUGUCGGUAGGGCUGUAUUUAAUAAUCAAGCUUGCUAUUCGGACUCGCC
Molecule: messenger RNA, 1781 nt
Organism: Hypoxylon trugodes
Lineage: Eukaryota; Fungi; Ascomycota; Sordariomycetes; Xylariales; Hypoxylaceae
Product: eukaryotic aspartyl protease
Exons: 4
Coding region: 205-1551 (448 amino acids)
Biological process (GO): proteolysis
Molecular function (GO): aspartic-type endopeptidase activity
Source: RefSeq, a predicted model, not a curated record